AUGUUGUUCCAGCUAGGUGUUGAAGACGAAGUUGAUGAUCUCGAAACUAACCUAAGUGCGCUCGUUGCUUUACUCUACAAGCAUCUGUGGGGGAAGAAGUAUCUGAUCGUCUUGGACGGCGUCUGCAAUGCGGAUGAUGAAUGGUAUUCUGAUUUGGGCUUGAGCUUAAGCAACAUGGUUCACUGGGGUGACCGCCUUGCGCAUGGAUUGCCGAAAGGGUAUGGUGGGGGAGUCAUUGUCACAUGUAGGAACGAGGAAAUGGCCAGGAAGAUGGUCGGAGAGGACAAUCUGCACCAGAUAAUGCCACUUUCGGAUCCUAAAAUUUGCAGGGCGAUAUUCAAGAAUUCAGCCAAGCAACAAGGAAAGCAAAUAGAUUCCACCAAAGUGUUGGAGCUGCAGGAGGAUAUCAAGAAUCAAUGUGCUGGCCUUCCCUUAGCUGCCAAAAUAAUGGGUCAAAUCUAUGAACCAACAACUUCAACAGCACCAGCAAACACUAAUCCAUGA
Molecule: messenger RNA, 504 nt
Organism: Syzygium oleosum
Lineage: Eukaryota; Viridiplantae; Streptophyta; Magnoliopsida; Myrtales; Myrtaceae
Product: disease resistance RPP13-like protein 4
Exons: 1
Coding region: 1-504 (167 amino acids)
Biological process (GO): defense response to other organism
Molecular function (GO): ADP binding
Source: RefSeq, a predicted model, not a curated record